Messenger RNA from Rubroshorea leprosula, 4154 nucleotides. The record is from the annotation of a GenBank genome assembly. NCBI's taxonomy places the organism in Eukaryota, Viridiplantae, Streptophyta, Magnoliopsida, Malvales, Dipterocarpaceae.
GAGAGAGAAAGUAAAGGUUGUGAUUUGUUUAGUCAUUUUGUUGCAUGAGGAGAUUGGAAAUUUGUUUUGUCUGAAAACGGAAGGAGGGAUGAGGAAGUGGAGAUUGUGUAUUGUUGUUCUUUCAAUCUGAGGAUAGAGAGAGAGGCUUUUUUGGAUGUAGAAAUGGGUGCUUCAUUGAAACCCUCUUGAACAAGAACUCAGAGUUCCCAUCAUAAAGCAUCUCUCUUUAAGCUUUCAGUAUCUAUAAUUCGAAGUUUUUCAGCCUGUUGGAGAUCUGUUAGCAGUUAUCUCGAACAACUUUUAGGUUCCCUAGAUGAGUGGCUAUAUCAUCAUGGACUCUGAAACUGGUAACUGAGUAGAACUGCUUUCCUGUCUGGGUAUCUCUGGUGUGGUGCAAUAUUUGUAGCAUUCGUACAUCUUAUUUUCCAUCACAUUUGAGAUGGAACAGUCAAGAAUACAUACACAGCUUCAAUAUAAUUCUCCUGAACAUGGAAAUCAGGUAUUCCACCCUGCACUGCAAGCACCUAUGCUUGACCAUAUGAGCAGUAUAAAUACAAGUACAGGAGCUCCUGGAAUAAGUACCUCAGAAGUUAAACCUGUUCUUAAUUACUCCAUACAGACUGGUGAGGAGUUUGCUCUUGAAUUUAUGCGUGAUCGGGUUAAUCCCAAGAAGCCUUUCAUUCCAAGCAGUGGUGCUGAAUCCAAUUAUGCAACAGGUUAUAUGGAACUAAAAGGCAUUUUAGGCAUUAGUCAUACAGGGUCUGAAAGUGGGUCAGGUACAUCUAUGGUUACCCAUGGAUAUUCUUCCUCUGGAGCCUCCGAGGGCUCAUCAUCAAAGAUGAAGGCCCUCUGCAGCUUUGGUGGCAAAAUCCUGCCCCGACCAAGUGACAGAAAGCUAAGGUAUGUUGGAGGUGAAACACGUAUCAUUCGCAUAAGAAAGGACAUUUCAUGGCAGGAGCUUAAGCAGAAAAUUUUAGAUAUUUAUGACCAAACUGAUGUGAUUAAAUAUCAGCUUCCUGGUGAGGAUUUUGAUGCACUGGUGUCUGUGUCCUGUGAUGAGGAUCUGCAGAAUAUGAUGGAGGAAUGUAAUGAACUUGAAAAUAGAGAAAGCUCACAAAAGCUGAGGAUGUUUCUGUUCUCCCUGAGUGAUUUAGAAUAUUCUCAGUUUGGUCUUGGAAGUGUCCAUGGUGAUUCUGAGGUUCAAUAUGUUGUGGCUAUAAAUGGAAUGGAUGGGGGUUCUGGAAGAGGCUCAACCCGGCAUGGCCUGGCGAGUUCUUCAGAAAAUAAUUUGGAUGAGUUAGAUGGCAAUCACAUUGACAAAGAGAUUACUAGGGCUGCGAGAGACUUCACCAUUGUUUCCACUUCACCCUUUCCUGGGAUUAUGGUCUCAUCAUCAACUUUUCAAUCUUCUCAACCAAUUCUACCAACUUCCUCCACUGCCUAUGAAACCCAUCCCCAGUUUUACCAGGGCCAGGUGAUGCAUCACAAGGAAGCUGAUCAGUAUCCAUUUCAAUAUGGCACUUCAUCCUACUUUGGAGAAUUCCCUAGUUCAGCACCUCCUAAUGGGUUUAUGAAUCAUCAUGAAAGGUUGGCUGAAGCACAGCCAUACAAUGGCCUACAGCAACAGAAGUCAGAGAUGCUUGUGAAUGAAUUGAGAGUGAAACCUGAAGGUUCAGUUCAUCAGGAGGAUGACUUUGAAAAAGCUCAUCCUUUGGAAAUGGGUCGCCAUGUUCCUUCUCAGCCACUUGAUGGUAAGAUGAAAAAGCGUGUUCCACCUGAAGAAAAGCCAGAUUCAAUUCCUGUGCCUGAGGGAAAUCUAACUUUAUUGCCUCCAAAAUAUGAAGCUAAGCAGCAGGAACCUGACAAGGGUGUGCCACAUGUUGACACUGCGAAUCCAGUGCUGGUUCCUAAAUCUACCGAAGACGACCAAUUUUCCACAUCAAGUAGCACGUUUGGUCAUGGUUAUGCAGAUUCUGAGUCCAGUCAUAUUGAUUUAAGCUGUCACGGGCCCCGAGUGUCUGUACAGAGGGUCUACUAUUCUGAGAGACUGACUCGGGAGCAGGUAGAGUUGCUAAAGCGGUUUUCGAAGUCUGAUGAUUCUUUAGGUUCUCAGUUUCUGAUAUCUCAUUCUCCAUCGGGUGUCGCACCAAGGAAUCUGAACACAGAAUCUGUUGAAAAGUUACAGGAUAGUAAUUCAGUUCCCUACACCGAAGAAUCUGUCGCAACAGCCAAACCAGCAUAUAUGGAUUCUCAAACCAUUGAGGAUGGGCUUGCAAGACUGCAGAAGUACAAAGAGUUUGCUGAUGCAAUUUUUGAGAUUAACUCAAAACCUUCUGAAGAAGUGUUGGGAAGUGAGUUGAAGGAAGCAGUUUCAAACCCUGUGGACAGUGAAGAUAAUGCAAGCCCUGAGGGCCAAGUAGCUUCAACAAUGCACCUUGAGGCUUCUGCGUCAAAAAUCCCAAAAGUCAAUCAGGGUCAUGUUACCGCCAAGGCAGAGGCAGGAGACAUUAUUGUUGAUGUUGAUGACCGGAUCCCCCGUGAUUUCCUUUCUGAUUUAUUUUACAAGGAAGUGAUUUCUGAGGGUUCUUCUGCUAUUAGCCCACUGCACAAUGAUGGAGGUGGGUUGAGCUUGAAUAUGGAAAAUUAUGAACCAAAGCAUUGGUCAUAUUUUCAGAAGUUAGCACAAGAAUUUGGUGAAAAAGAUGUGUCUGUUAUUGACCAAGAUAACCGACAAUAUCAGUUUAUGCCAACAGAUGGCAUUUCAUUGGGCAAGUCCCAGCAUAAUUUUGGAGAACACAAUCAGAAAGAUUUACCAAUAAGGAUUGGAGCGGACAGUGCAGCUAUGCUUACUGAUUCGGAUCAACCCCCGCUAAACUCUGAAAGUACGCAGUUUGAUGCUAUGAUGGCAAACCAAAGAACACAAGAGUCAGAAUAUGAGGAUGGGAAAUUAGCAGCUAGGAAUAUGGGUUUACCUCCUUUAGAUCCUUCUUUGGGUGAUUUUGACAUCAGUACCCUGCAGUCUAUAAAAAAUGAAGACCUAGAAGAACUGAGGGAGCUGGGUUCUGGUACAUUUGGCACUGUAUAUCAUGGAAAAUGGAGGGGAACAGAUGUUGCUAUCAAGAGGAUAAAGAAGAGUUGCUUCACUGGUCGAUCAUCCGAGCAAGAAAAAUUGACCAUCGAGUUCUGGCGGGAAGCUGACAUUCUCUCAAAGCUUCAUCAUCCUAAUGUGGUGGCGUUUUAUGGUGUAGUGCAAGAUGGUCCUGGGGGAACACUGGCUACUGUCGCAGAGUACAUGGUUGAUGGUUCUCUUAGGCAUGCUCUACUUCGCAAAGAUAGGCAUCUUGAUCGUCGCAAGAGGCUAAUAAUUGCCAUGGAUGCGGCAUUUGGAAUGGAGUAUCUGCAUGCAAAAAAUAUCGUGCAUUUUGAUUUGAAAUGUGACAACUUGCUUGUGAACUUGAAAGAUCCAUCAAGACCGAUUUGCAAGGUUGGAGAUUUUGGACUCUCUAAAAUCAAAAGGAAUACGUUGGUUUCUGGUGGUGUGCGUGGAACACUACCUUGGAUGGCCCCAGAGCUCUUGAAUGGGGGCAGCAAUAAGGUCUCAGAAAAGGUCGAUGUGUUUUCCUUUGGCAUUGUUCUAUGGGAGAUUCUCACCAGGGAAGAGCCAUAUGCCAACAUGCACUAUGGAGCAAUCAUAGGAGGAAUAGUGCACAACACGCUAAGGCCAACAAUCCCAAGCUACUGUGAUCCAGAAUGGAGAAGGUUAAUGGAGGAGUGUUGGGAACCUGAACCUGCAGCAAGGCCAUCCUUCACAGAGAUUGCGAGUCGCUUGCGUACCAUGUUAGAAGCAGCAAAAGAAGCCAAGGCAUACGGUCACAAAGCAUCUAAAUAAUGGUCUAAUGAGUCCUCAUGAUUUUAUUGCAUGAUAGAUUCAUUCAUUCAAUUGUAUACCCUCACUCACACGUUGAAUCCCAUUACAAUUAGUACAGAGAAAUCAGCAUCCACAUUAUUUUUGAAAUGGAAGGAUUUCUCUCCAUGGAAUCAUUUUAGACAAACGCUCGUUUUCUCAAAUGUAGCAGUACAGAAUCGUCAUUUGAUGUUGUGUUUCAUUUCAUAACUUAAAAACCUUGUUUUCUGUUUGGACUUUUCAUGUCAAU